UCCCGGGCUAGUCUGCAAUUCCCCAUUGGUUGUGUUCAGCAUCUGCUCAGGGAAGGAAACUAUGUUGAGUGGGUCGGAGCCAGAGCUUACGUCUAUCUGGCCGCCGUCCUGGAGUAUCUGAUGACUGAGAUCCUUGGUCUGCCUGCCAACAAGAAGACCCAUAUCAUCCCCCGACACCUCCAGCUGGCAGUUUGCAAUGACAAGAAGCUCAAAAAACUGCAGGGUGACAUCACCAUCACCCAGGGAUGA
Molecule: messenger RNA, 249 nt
Organism: Staurois parvus
Lineage: Eukaryota; Metazoa; Chordata; Amphibia; Anura; Ranidae
Source: the annotation of a GenBank genome assembly